UCGAACGAGGAAUUAAAUUUUGUUGAAGACUUGCGUGUAUUAUAUGUACAUAUCUAUGUAUAAAUACAAGUAUAAAGAAAUAUAUAAGGCUGUGUUCACCAUGGGUCAAACCGUGGCUUUUUUAUAUUCGUUAGGAUAUACUUAAAUAAUUCAAUGUAUUGAAUAAGUACACCAGUAAUUUCAAGUAGUAUGCGAUAUUUAUGUUGUAGGACAUUUUUUGCGUUUGUUUACUUUUGCUUUAUAACCUUCCAAAGUGGCUUAAAACGAAAGUGGAAUUUCUAUGUACACCAAGUAUACUUUUAAUUUUUGCGAUAAGCGUAUUUGUAUUAAACACUUUUAUCUAUAAAUGAAAUAAUGGAAUCUAAAUACCAAAAUAAUAUAUUAAAUAAAAAUUCAAACGAAAUUUCACCGUUAAAACUAUUACACAACAUUAAAGAUUAUUCUGAAAAAGAAAGUGUUACUUGUUCUUCUAAACCAUGUGUUUCAACCACAUCGGAUUUUAUAUCACCAUCAAAAAGUAGAAAUAAUUUCACAUCAAUAAACCAGGUAACUAAAUUGUUUAAAAAAUUGCAAAUACAAAGUAACAUAAAGUAUAACGAAGAAAAAGAUGAACAUCUUGCUGGAAAUAUAAUUAAUAUAAUUCAAACGCUUAACAUAGUAUUGGUAAAACCAAUUUCUCCUGACUAUCUUUUGUACUUUGGCACACCACUGUUUUUGAAUUGCACAAAUCCUGAAAUUUGUGGAACAAAAUAUAAAUUAUUGGGCUAUAUAGAUGAUAUAUUUGGAUCUAUCGGAGAUCCUAUGUACUCUAUAACUAUGAUGUACAAUCCAAAAGACAUAAUGAACAUUAAUACUCGAGUAUACUAUUUUCCAAAUAAUCCGAGUACUGAAGAAGAGACCUACAUAGUAUGUAGAACAUACAAGGGACGAGAUUUCCAAUAAAAGAAAGUAUAGCAUUACAACAAAGUAUUAACAAUAAGUGUUUAAUAUUUCAUUAAUAACAGAAAAUAAAUUAUUCUUCUGCAUAAAAUUACAUUAACACAUACUACUUAUUUAUCUCACCAGUUCCUGUUGUAAUACAACAAAACCGUGGGUAACGCUAAUGAAACUUUUAAUGAAAUAUUUCUAUAAAUAAUGAAUUUGUAAUUGUAUAAAUUUAUGCACACAUAGUUUACAGAAAAAUUAUAUAUUUAUCAUUCCUAGCACUCACAAUGAAAUAUUAAUAUUUAAACAUUCGAAAGCAUAAAUGAAUGACUUAAAUUAGACGUUUAGUAUUAAAUGAAAAAAACCAUUUAAUUUUGAAAAAAAUUUAUUAGACGUUCUAUUUUUAUUAUCGUACUAUUAUAUCUAACGAUAAUUUACGAAACCAUGUACGAUUACAUAUUUCAUAGAGGAAGUAAAUAAUUUCGAAACAUUAUUUCUAAAUUGAUACAGAGAUAAAUCAUUGUACGCAUAUGACAGCUAUAUGAACUUAGAACCACCGCACAUUAUGAUCAAUAACGAUUAUUAAUAAAAUGCUAGUACAUAUCCAGUAUCUACAUAGAACUGGUUUGCAGUACCGUUAGUCCAUGCUUCGUUGUCACAAGCACACAACUGUCUCGAAACUGUACUGUAGGUUUGUUGACACACCGUUUUCUUAUCGUAAUUUUUAAUAUUGUUCAUAAAUGACGAUCGUUCAAAAGUCUGUACUUAUUGUAAAACACUCAGGACUUCUUUUCUGACGUUUAGAACUUAAUUAGACUUUGAUUAAGUACGCAAAUAUACAGAGUUUCGAUCAUAUUCGAUCGAUCGCCACAUAUGCAGAAGUGAAUAGAAAUAUACAAAGCGAAAUAUAGUACAAUUAUGUCAAACGAAAAUAUUGAAAUUCCAAAUAAACGGAUAAUGACGACUUGUACCAAUGUAUCGGAGCAAGCACAUCACGUAUCAAGAGCAAAACGCGGGCAAGCAGUGGGCAGCGUGAGAGGUUUUCGCGGAUGUACCGUUUGGUUAACAGGUCUUUCCGGUGCAGGAAAAACUUCUAUAGCUUUCCAAGUUGAAGCUAUUUUAGUUAAUCAUGGAAUUGCUGCGUACGGACUCGAUGGAGACAAUAUAAGAAGUGGUUUAAACUGCAACCUUGGUUUCAGCAAAGAAGAUAGAAAAGAAAAUAUAAGAAGGGUCGCAGAGGUAGCUAAAUUAUUUGCGGACAGCGGUCAAAUUUGUUUAUGUAGCUUUGUCUCGCCGUUCGAAGAAGAUAGACAAAUGGCAAGACACAUUCAUAAAAUGUCAGAUCUUCCAUUUUUCGAAGUAUUUGUCAAUACGCCUCUUAUCGUAUGCGAAGCUAGGGACACAAAAGGAUUAUAUAAAAAGGCACGUCAAGGGACUAUCAAAGGUUUUACUGGAAUAGAUCAGAUGUACGAAAGACCAGUAAAUCCUGACUUAGUGGUAACCACUGAAAACUGUACCCCAGAAGAAUCAGCUGCGACAGUUAUUGAUCUUCUGGAGAAACAGUGUAUUAUACCGGUACUGCAAAAAUCCACAUCACCAAUACGGGAGUUGUUCAUUCCAGAAUCACGAAUAUCUUCCGCCAAAACAGAAGCCGCUACUCUUCAGAGUUUAGAAAUUAGCGAGAUAGACGUACAAUGGCUCCAGGUUUUAGCAGAAGGUUGGGCUGCACCUCUCACAGGUUUUAUGAGAGAAGAUCAAUAUCUUCAGACUCAACAUUUAAAAUGUCUCCUUCAAGGUGACAAGGAAAUCAGUCAAUCCGUUCCGAUAGUUCUUGCGAUAUGUACAGAGGAUAAGGACCGUUUGGAUGGACUUUCGGCUUUUACAUUGAAACACAAGAAUAAGGCUCUUGCAAUAUUACGUAGGCCAGAAUUUUAUUUUCACAGGAAAGAAGAAAGAUGUGGAUGGCAAUUUGGUACUAACAACUUAGGUCACCCGUAUGUAAAGAUGAUUUACGAAUCGGGAAAUUGGUUGGUAGGCGGCGAUAUAGAAGUUCUCGAAAGAAUUAAAUGGCACGAUGGCCUGGAUAAAUAUAGACUUACACCGAAUGAGAUUCGAACAAAAUGUAAAAAAAUGAAAGCUGAUGCUGUAUUUGCAUUUCAACUUAGAAAUCCUAUACAUAACGGUCAUGCACUAUUAAUGCAAGACACGAGAAAGUGUUUAUUAGAAGAAAGAGGAUUUAAAAAUCCUAUAUUACUCUUACAUCCUUUGGGCGGCUGGACAAAAGAUGACGAUGUACCGUUACGUACAAGAAUUCUUCAACACGAAGCUAUAAUUAACGAAGGUGUUCUAGAUACUAAUUCUACGUUAUUAGCAAUUUUUCCAUCUCCAAUGAUGUAUGCUGGACCAGUCGAGGUACAAUGGCAUGCAAAAGCCAGAAUGAACGCAGGUGCUAACUUUUACAUUGUUGGAAGAGACCCAGCUGGUAUACCACACCCUGACAAAACUGCAGUUCCCGAUGGAAAUCUUUACGAUCCUACUCAUGGUGCUCGAAUUCUUUCGAUAGCUCGAGGAUUGCAAAGUCUAGAAAUUAUACCAUUCAAAGUUGCGGCAUAUGAUAAGAAACAUAAAAGAAUGUCGUUCUUUGACCAAAAACGAAAAGAAGACUUCGAGUUCAUAUCGGGGACAAAAAUGCGCGGAUUAGCAAAAGCAGGUGAAAAUCCACCUGAAGGCUUUAUGUCACCCAAAGCAUGGCUUGUUCUGGCACGAUACUAUCAAAAUCUAGAAAAGUGAAAAGUAUCGUAGGAAUAUUAGAAAUUAUGAAGUAUUCUAAAUUAACACAUUAAAGAUAGUAAAAUUAAUUUUACAACUGUUAUAGGAUAAUAAGUACGAAAAUAUUUAAAAUUAAUGCAGUUUUACUAUUGCUAUACAUUUGUAUCUUUGUACAUUUGUCUUGUACAGCACAUCGAUUUCAAUAUUUAUCUGUGUAUUAAAUAAAAUCAUAUCUAUUUACAA
Hylaeus anthracinus is the source of this 3936-nucleotide messenger RNA. It is a transcript of the gene Papss, whose product is annotated as bifunctional 3'-phosphoadenosine 5'-phosphosulfate synthase. The transcript is spliced from 7 exons. Gene Ontology annotation, molecular function: adenylylsulfate kinase activity; ATP binding; sulfate adenylyltransferase (ATP) activity. Gene Ontology annotation, biological process: 3'-phosphoadenosine 5'-phosphosulfate biosynthetic process; sulfate assimilation. The record is from RefSeq and is a predicted model, not a curated record. Bases 1843 to 3714 code for a protein of 623 amino acids. NCBI's taxonomy places the organism in Eukaryota, Metazoa, Arthropoda, Insecta, Hymenoptera, Colletidae.